AUGGCUAACAAGUUUUGCUUUGAGGCUCUCGAAAAAUCCUUAAAGGAUAUUAUGAGUGGAACCACACAUGCUUCUGAAAAAGUUUUUGGAGGUAAGGUUGUUGUGUUUGGUGGUGACUUUAGACAAAUUCUCCCUGUUAUACCAAGAGGUACUAGAUCUGAUAUUAUCCAUGCAACAAUCAAUGCUUCUUAUAUUUGGGAUCAUUGCAAAGUCUUGAGACUUACAAAGAACAUGCGCUUGCAAACUGGUGGAACUACUUCUAAUGCUGAUGACAUAAGGAGAUUUUCUGAGUGGAUUUUAAAUAUUGGAGAUGGGACCAUGUGUGAGCCAAAUGAUGGUUAUGCUGAUAUUUGUAUUCCAGAAGAGUUCUUAAUUUCUAAUUUUUCUGAUCCGAUCAAGGCAAUUGUUGAAGAUACAUACCCCGGUCUCAUUCAUAACUAUCUUGAUUCCAAUUAUGAUCUUCAAAGUCGUGCAAUAUUAGCUUCAACAAUAGAAGUAGUAGAUGAUAUCAACCAAUAUAUCACAAACCUUCUUCCAGGAGAAGAGAAAGAAUACUUUAGUAGUGAUUCUAUUGAUAAAUCUGAUGCAACUAACUUUGAUGCAUAUGAGCAUGUGACACCUGAAUUCCUAAAUGCUCUAAAAACUUCGUGA
Molecule: messenger RNA, 651 nt
Organism: Vicia villosa (hairy vetch)
Lineage: Eukaryota; Viridiplantae; Streptophyta; Magnoliopsida; Fabales; Fabaceae
Exons: 2
Coding region: 1-651 (216 amino acids)
Biological process (GO): DNA repair; telomere maintenance
Molecular function (GO): DNA helicase activity
Source: RefSeq, a predicted model, not a curated record